AUGGCGGCUGUGCCGGGGGGCUUCUUUGGGUCGGCGUUUGUCCUGAGAUUUCUCUUGGCGACUGUACUUCACGCGGUGUCUGCUUUCAAGGCAGAGUUUUCAUCAGAGGCAUGCAGAGAGUUAGGCUUCUCUAGCAACUUGCUCUGCAGCUCUUGUGAUCUCCUUGGACAGUUCAACCUACUUCAGCUGGAUCCUGAUUGCAGGGGAUGCUGUCAGGAAGAAGCACAAUUUGAAACGAAAAAGCUAUAUGCAGGAGCUAUUCUUGAAGUCUGUGGAUGAAAAUUGGGGAGGUUCCCUCAAGUCCAAGCUUUUGUCAGAAGUGAUAAGCCCAAACUGUUCAAAGGACUGCAAAUCAAGUAUGUUCGUGGUUCAGACCCUGUGCUAAAGCUUUUGGACGACAGUGGGAACAUUGCUGAAGAACUAAGCAUCCUGAAAUGGAACACAGACAGUGUAGAAGAAUUCCUGAGUGAAAAAUUGGAACGCAUAUAAAUCUUCCUUAAUGUUUUGUCCUGUCUUUUUGUUAUCAAAUGAAAUAUUACACCACCUAGAAAAUAAUUUAGUUCUGCUUGCUUCCAUUAAUCAGUCUUUUACUGUGAGGCAUUAAACAUCUAAUUAAAAACUGAAGUGGCAAUACAGUCCAUAACAUCUUAGGAGUUGACAAGACUAACAAAAUUCAUUUUUUAAUAAAUUUCUGUUGUGCAUUUGUUGAUACCACUAACAAAAGUGCUUUGUAACAGUUUUAUGGUUAAUUAUGCAAGUGAUAGUUUUUGAUCAUUGGUCCAGUCUUACAAACAACAGAGUUUUAAAUUAAUUUUGGUUAAUAAA
Messenger RNA from Cavia porcellus (domestic guinea pig), 825 nucleotides. RefSeq names its product selenoprotein F (gene Selenof). Gene Ontology annotation, molecular function: oxidoreductase activity. The transcript is spliced from 5 exons. Gene Ontology annotation, cellular component: endoplasmic reticulum lumen. Lineage: Eukaryota; Metazoa; Chordata; Mammalia; Rodentia; Caviidae. The record is from RefSeq and is marked validated.